This is a messenger RNA of Triplophysa rosa, 1035 nucleotides long. RefSeq lists its product as uncharacterized. The coding region runs from base 242 to 994 and encodes 250 amino acids. NCBI's taxonomy places the organism in Eukaryota, Metazoa, Chordata, Actinopteri, Cypriniformes, Nemacheilidae. The record is from RefSeq and is a predicted model, not a curated record. The transcript is spliced from 6 exons.
GUCGCGAUGAAAAGUCUCGCGAGAGCGAAUCAAACGCACUGCUUACCAAUCGCACUCGCGGUAUUUUGGUGUCAUAUGCCGGUCGGCAUGUGCAGCGUCGCGUGAACACCUAUCUUGCCCUAAAUAAAAAACACUCGUCUUCCUGCCCGCGUUCUUGGAACUCAUCAUCAUACGCUGAGAAGAAUCACAGAAGUAACGUCACAGCAAAACGCGGCAUUUACGCUUCGAAAAGCAAGGUGUCAUGGGUUUAUGGAAGCUGGUCUGGAUUCUGUUUCUUAUGUUUUCUCAGAUGCCAGGGUUUGUUGAUGGAACGGUGUCUGUCCACUUCAAAAUUGGACGUCAGCUGCAGGUGGCUGUGGGUCAGACUCUGGUUCUGGAGGCUGAAUUAAAACAAAAUCAAGACGACAAGAUUGACAUGGUGACGUGGGAGUGUGAGAGAGGCACAGAGAACGUGAGGAUUUCACAGAACGACCGAAUAUCUCUGGAGAAGGAUGAUUCACUUCUGCGGAUCAAGCAUGUGAGACCAGAGGAUUUUGGGACCUAUAAGAUCACCGUAACCGACAGCGAUGGACAACAGGAGCAUGCCUCCAUAGAAGUCAAAAAGAUGGACGAGCCUCCGAAAGCAUCUGUUGCAAGUGUUUUGGAAUGUUUUGUGGAGGUCAUCGGCGUGACACAGUGGGACAGCCCUCAGUUCACAUGGGUGGUGGAUGAUGUUGUGGUAACCGAUCAAAUGGCGCUGAUGGAUAAUGGGAAAAGACUCAACAUCUCCGAAGUUAAAGGACGAAACUACACAUGUGUCAUCAGCAGCAGUUUGGGAAUAUCUGUAACACAUUAUCAGACAAUCACAGAAUCCCAGCCCUGUUCUAAAUACGGAGGACUGGUCAUUGGACUUUUCUUUGCUCUCGUUGUUUGUUUGGUUGGAGGGUUCUUCAUCUGGAAGUACUACAAAACCAGAAGACGGAGAGUUCCUGUGGAUGACCCUAAUGAGCAAUAAUUUAUUUCUUGUUUAUACUUUUUAAUGGUUAUUUCAGUUUG